AUGGUGCUUCCUCCAGGACUGGACAUCAGCUUCUCCGCACAUGUGACAACUGAGUUGCAAAAGUGGAACCUCUGGCUUGUUCCUCAGUGUUUCCUGCAGUCAGUGGCCGCAAUGGACUGCUGGAGGAGAAGCGAAGAGCAUCUUGACCUGUUGGAGGGCAAAGGACAGAACACGAAGUGCGCGAAGUGCAAGGGGAAGGGCGUCUUCGAGCGAGUCUCCGAAUGCCGCCGUUGCGACGCCCUUGGCAUCUGGCGCUGCGACCGCUGCGCCAAGCGUGAAGAACUCAAGGGCGCCAAAGGCG
Symbiodinium natans is the source of this 301-nucleotide messenger RNA. The record is from the annotation of a GenBank genome assembly. NCBI's taxonomy places the organism in Eukaryota, Dinophyceae, Suessiales, Symbiodiniaceae.